Limanda limanda (common dab) is the source of this 1518-nucleotide messenger RNA. It is a transcript of the gene tmem200ca, whose product is annotated as transmembrane protein 200C, genome duplicate a. Bases 1 to 1518 code for a protein of 505 amino acids. The transcript is spliced from 4 exons. The record is from RefSeq and is a predicted model, not a curated record. NCBI's taxonomy places the organism in Eukaryota, Metazoa, Chordata, Actinopteri, Pleuronectiformes, Pleuronectidae.
AUGAUCGCGACUGGCGGCCUCCUGCGGAUCAACCGGCGUCAGGACUCAAACAAAACACACAAACCCCGCACACACAAGAAGAAGAGCAAGAAGAGAAAGAGUGAGGUGGUGGUGGUGAAGGGGAAGUUGAAGCUGUGCUCGCUUCCGGGUCUUGUGGCGGCGCUCGGGGUUCUGGUCCUGCUCGGGGGGGUGGUCAUGGCGACUCUGGGCUAUUGGCCCCGAAAUGGACUGUUGUUCAGAGCUCAGCCACAGGAGGGCGCUGCCAUGGCCUCAGUGUCAUCCAUCAGCUCCACACCUGAUCCUUCUCAGGGAGGAGAGAGGGGGGAGGAGCUCCAGAGAGAAGAGGGAGGGGAUGGAGGGGGAGGAGCCGACGACACUGUGAACCAGACGGAAUCCAUCAACAGGACGAGCCAACUCCUUCCAAGAAGCUUUGUGGACGAUUUUCUGGACAGGUAUCUGUACUCUGAUAGGCUGAAGGUCUUCGGUCCUCUCAUCAUGGGCGUCGGUAUCUUUCUCUUCAUCUGUGCGAACGCCGUCCUUCACGAGAACCGGGACAAGAAGACGAAGGUCAUCAACCUGCGCGACAUCUACUCGACCGUCAUCGACCUCCACAGCCUCCACAGGCUCCGCCCCUCCUCCUCCACCCGCCCCUCCUCCUCCACCCGCCGCUCCUCAACCAAUCCCCUCAACGGCCUCGUUAACUACGUCCAAUCAAAGAGCCUGGAGAGUAAACCCAGUUCUUACCCUGCGAUGAGCAGGAGGGAGGGUGGGGGGGGAGGAGGAGGGGGAGCGUUGCCAAGGCAACAGUUGCUUGGCAGCAGCAGAGGGGGCGGUGGGGGGGGUGAUAGGGGAGGAGGCUCUGUGUUCAGUAUCUACCAGAAUACCCCUCCCCUUGACUCCUCCUCCCACAUAUUACCCCCCCCCACCAGCCCGCUGCCCCCUCCCCUACAGAGGGGGGGGCUCAGCUUCUUCACCUUACCUUUACGCCGCCCGCCCCCCGCCCCCCCCCGCCGGAGGCACUCAGCACGGGCCAGGACAGGAGGAGGUGAGGAUAAAGGUCGACCACGCCCACUGAGCUGCUGCCCCUCCCCUUCCCCACGACCCCUCCAGGAGGCGCCGUUAGCAGCUUCCUGCAGUUCCUCCAGCCUCCACAGGGGGGCGCCAGGAGGCUCCCAGGCCCUCUUCCUCUCCUUCUCCUCCCUCACACCCUCCCACCUGUCUCUCUCCUCCCUGUCUCACCUCCUCUCCCCCUCCUCCCUCCUGAUGAGAGACCCUCCUUGCAGGAGGCGGAGCCUGCCGACCGGGGGCGUCGCCGUUGGGUACAGGGAGCUGACUCACGGCGAGGCUGCAUCCUUUGAGUCGACAGAGAUGACAUCAUUACAGCCUGUGACCUCACAGAAGUCAGAGGAAAUGACAUCACAGAGGAAGUACUCCAACAGGGAGAAGCUGAGGAUGAUCACUCAGCUGAUGACACGUGACGACCAAUCAGGAGCUGACAUCACAACUCUGCAGUCGUGA